Hydra vulgaris (swiftwater hydra) is the source of this 1301-nucleotide messenger RNA. NCBI's taxonomy places the organism in Eukaryota, Metazoa, Cnidaria, Hydrozoa, Anthoathecata, Hydridae. The record is from RefSeq and is a predicted model, not a curated record.
AAAUGUUUUGAUGAUGCAAUAAUGUAAGAUGGUAGUUUAAAUUUGCGACGUGAUAUGAUAAAUAAAAUGGUUUGUUGUUGUUUUUCAUUUGCUACGCACUUGCUGCUUUGAAUUAUAUUUGUUAUAAAAAAUGGAAUAUGAAUAUGAAAUUGAUCCUAGAUCUUUGAGUGGCAAACCAGGGAGUAUAACAUUGAAGAAAGAUAGACAAAAUUUAAUAGGAAUAAGCAUAGGUGGAGGAGCUCCAUUGUGUCCAUGUCUGUAUGUUGUACAAGUUUUUGACAACACACCUGCAUCUAGAGAUGGUACAAUUCAAGCGGGAGAUGAAAUUGUUGGUGUUAAUGGUAAAUCGAUGAAAGGAAAAACAAAAGUAGAUGUUGCAAGAGCAAUACAAGCAAUAAAGGAAUCUGUCACAAUUCAGUAUGUCAAGCUCCAUGCUGACCAAAAAGAAGGAAAAACACUUGAUAUCAUUUUAAAGAAGGCAAAGCAUCGUAUGGUUGAAAACAUGAGCUCAAGUACUGCUGACGCUUUAGGUUUGAGCAGAGCCAUUCUUUGCAAUGAUGGUUUAGUAAAAAAGCUAGAAGAGUUAGAACAAAAUUCUGCUGUUUAUAAAGGGAUGGUGGAACAUACAAAGCGUAUUCUUCAGAGUUUUUUUCAAAUGGCACAGUUACAUAAAGAACUUGGAGACAUCUUUGCAUCAAUUGGUGUUCGUGAACUUCAACCUAAUGCCAGUGAAGGAUUUGCUAUAUUUGCUGAGUGUCAUAGAAAUUUUAACAAAGAAGGUAUCAACUUUUUAAAGAAAGUCAAACCCAUGUUGAGUGAUCUAAACACUUACUUAACUAAGGCAAUACCAGACACAAAGUUAACCAUUCAAAAGUAUGCAGAUGCAAAAUUUGAGUAUUUAUCUUAUUGCUUAAAAGUAAAGGAAAUGGAUGAUGAAGAAUACGGUUAUGCUGCUCUACAUGAAGCAUUGUAUCGAGUUGAAACAGGAAAUUAUGAUUACAGAGUUGUAUUGAGAUGUCGACAGUUAGCACGCGAGAAGUUUGCUAAACUACGUUCUGAUGUUUUGGUGAAGAUGGAGCUACUUGACAAUAAACAUGUGCAAGAUUUAGUCUAUCAACUUCAAAGGUUUUUAGAAGCUAUGACUGUGUUUCAUAAGAACAGUGAAGAUGAGCUAAACAAAGCCAAUGUGUUUCCAAUUGAAGUUGAUAUUUGUGGUGGAUCAUUAACACGUACAUUUGACAAUUAAAUUAUUUUAUAAGUAUAGAUCUUGGUAUUUUAUAAUGCAUGACAUAUAGACAAGG